This is a messenger RNA of Linnemannia hyalina, 834 nucleotides long. The record is from the annotation of a GenBank genome assembly. Lineage: Eukaryota; Fungi; Mortierellomycota; Mortierellomycetes; Mortierellales; Mortierellaceae.
AUGUCGACACAGAUCGCAUCACCAGCAGCGACACCAGUCGCAACAACAAUCGUGAAGAACGUCGACGACAAGACUAAUCAGAAAAAUUUCCAUGGAUUUAUUGCGGGCGUCACUUCUGGAGUCACAAAACUCGUCGUCGGACACCCCUUUGACACGGUCAAAGUCUCGGGAUCGGACCGUUUCAGGGGACCGUUGCACUGUCUCACGGAAACCCUGAAGAAGGAAGGUCCUCGCGCCCUCUACAAAGGUGCAACGCCUCCUCUGGUCGGAUGGGCGGUCAUGGAUAGUGUCAUGCUGGGAUCCUUGUCAUACUACAGACUGCUGUUGCAAGGAGGCGACCCCAAUGUCAUAUUGACACCAUUCUGGAGCGGCAUCGCCGGUAUUGGCGCGGGAGUAACAGUAUCGUUCGUAGCAGCACCUGUCGAACAAAUCAAAGCACGUCUCCAAAUUCAAUACGACGCAAAAUCAAAACUCUACAGCGGACCCAUUGAUUGCGCACGGCAACUUGUACGGAAUAACGGAGUGACAGGACUGUGGAAGGGACUGGUUGCGACGCUUUGGUUCCGGAGCUGGUUCUUUAUGUGGUGGGGCAGUUACGAGAUCUACGCGAAGCAGAUGCGAAAGAGGACAAACAUGUCAGAGGCAGCGAUCAACUUCUGGGCCGGAGGUCUGGGCGCCAACACCUUCUGGGUUUUUGCAUUCCCAUGUGAUGUGGUAAAGAACAAGAUCAUGACACAGCCCGAUGUCAAGAACCCGCCCUUUCCGACGAUCGUCAGUUGUUUCAAGCACGUCUACCGGACAGAUGGCUUCAAAGGUUUCUACCGAGAUAACUAA